CCCGUCUAGGAGGCUGUACUACAAACCUCCAGAUGCCAGUCUGUGGGAUUCAGCAGAGAAUGAGUCCCCUGUUCUCCUUUCAUCUGUAAGCUGCUCUGCUCGCAUCCACUGUCUUCAUGUCUACCUUACUCCUCAAUCUGGAUUUUGGGGAACCUCCUCCGAAAAAGGCCUUAGAGGGGAAUUCCAAGCACCAAAAUUUUGUCAAGAAGCGGCGGUUCUUGGAACGGAAGGGCCUCCUGAGUAAGAAAAAGCAGCCCCCUGGCAAGGUGGCUAGGUUGCACUCAGACUCUCCAAAGAAAGAGGAGACUGCUAAAGUCGAUGGCACUUGGAAGGUCCCUCCUCUCCCAAAAAAGAAAAAGACAGCCGCCUCCAGCAGUGGAUCAGAGCAGUCCCUGGACAAGAAAGCUACAGUGCCUUGGCUGACCCCUGCCCCUUCACAGGAGGGUCAUUCUGUUGCAGCUAAAGUAGAUUUGCUGGGGGAGUUCCAGAGUGCCCUUCCAAAGAUUAAGACCCACCUAGUCUGCUCCCAGAAAAAGCAUCCGCAGAAGAACCCCCCUCAGAAGAAUGCCUCCCAGAACUCCACUCCAGCUCACUCAGAGAAUAACUGCCCUGGAGUAUCCCAGGAGAUGCCAAGGAAGAUGGUGGCAGUUGACUGUGAGAUGGUGGGCACAGGGCCCAAGGGACAUGUCAGUUCCUUGGCUCGAUGUAGCAUUGUCAGCUACGAUGGUGACGUGCUUUAUGAUGAGUACAUCCUUCCCCCCUGCCACAUUGUGGACUACCGGACCAGGUGGAGUGGUAUCCGGAAGCAGCACAUGGUGAAUGCUACACCCUUCAAGAUUGCUCGGAGCCAGAUCUUGAAGAUACUCACAGGGAAGAUAGUGGUGGGACAUGCCAUCCACAACGACUUCAAAGCCCUCCAGUACUUUCACCCCAAGUCCCUCACCCGCGACACCUCCCAUAUCCCCCUCCUCAACCGGAAGGCCGACUGUCCAGAGAAUACUACCAUGUCUCUGAAACGUCUCACGCAGAAGCUGCUGAACCGGGACAUUCAGGUUGGGAAAAGUGGACAUUCCUCUGUGGAAGACGCCCAGGCCACCAUGGAGCUGUAUAAGUUGGUUGAAGUGGAAUGGGAACAGCACCUGGCCCAGAACCCCCCAGAAGACUAGCAGCAGUGGGGACGCUAGUGAUGUGGGGAGGUAGAAGCAGCACCCAAGAGAGACAGGCAAUGUACCAAUGGACAGCUCCACCAGCUCCACACCGUCGGGAGCUAGGCAGGCUCCCCAGACUUAAUAUCGAUUGAGACUUCGCCUCAGAUGUUGAGUUCUGUGUCUGGUUAAGUGUCCCCUGGAAGUGGGAACCCUCCACGUCAGAACCCAGCCCUAUACUGUUUACCUCUUAAGUGGUGCUAACUACGGGUCCCAGGGUGCUUUGCUACAGUCAAGCUUUUUGACGUUCAAGGGACAAGGCAUACUGGGAAAUGUAAUUUUCCCAACUGCCUCGUCACUAGGGUGGCCACGUGUCCCAGUUCAUGCCGUUUAUCCUUGAGUAACUGAUAGCACCAUCUUUCCCUGUCAGAAGUAUCCUGGUUUGGAUGCUAAACUGUAUGGUCACAUUACAUGUCAUAGACUCUGUCCCUUUGACUCAGAGUCUCCACCUGGCCUGUGUCUGGAUAUUGCUUGUUCUUCCCACAGUAACUUCCAGAGGAACCAUCCCUGGUGAGGUUUAGUUCUCCUUAGGGCUACAAGCAAUAGAGGUAAGAGAGCAUAGCUUGGAAACCAACUUUUCUAAUUUAGGAAAUCAGUCUCUUUCCUGAGGACUUAUUUAAUUCAGGUUCCUCUGAGGUUAAAAAAGAAUUUAAACUGUUUUUAAUGAUUUUUAGUCUUCUUUCACCCUGCCGACCCAAGCUUCUAAAAACGCAAAUUAACUCGUUUGAUAAAAUUUUAUAAUGUAAGAACAAUUGUGUGGGAUUGUUAAUUUUAUGUUCCAUAGCUUUGUCGCAGGUCUUGUGUGGGCUAUAGUUGUGUAAAGGGGCUCCCAGGGUCUCUGGCACUAGCUGGGGCCUUUGUGUUCUGGAACUCGUCGAGAAGCACUGACUGAGCCUUUGUGUGUAACCCCUGUGCUCGAGUGCAUUGUCCUCGUCCCUACCACAAAUCAGUGAGCACACCCAAAAGGACACCCCAAGCCAUACAGGCACCCUCACACAAGAGGGUGUGUAAUGAGAGUGAAUCAGAGGGGGCCUGCGGGAGGGACAGCAGGGGAGGACGUGUGUCAAUGACACCACCCUGGUCGCUGCUGCCAGCUCCUCCUCAGUGAUACACAUUGUCAUCUCGGGAAGAGCCUAAUGAUGUUUUCUAUUGCUGAUAGACCCCUUCUGCAGGUGAGAGAGGGAAGGGGCAAAGGGUGUGAGAACCGUAUCCUCCCCAACUUGUGAGUCUAAAACUUCACUUAACAACCCAUUGCAGUCGAGUCAAUUCCAUCUCAUAGUGCCCCUAUAGGACAGUAGAACUGCCCCGUAGGGUUUCCAAGGAGCCGUUGGUGGAUUUGAACUGCCAACAUUUUGGUUAGCAGCCAAGCUCUUAAGCACUGUGCCACCAGGGCUCGAUAAAGGGUCUCAGAAGGGGGGAGGGUGUGUGAUUUGAAAUUUCAGGCGAUAGUACUGCCACUCCUUCCACCCGUAAGAAUCAGUGAUUGAGCGAAGGCUCCAGGGAGGUAUCAUUUGAUUUCUAGUUCUAACAGAUGAUCAUAGUUGACUUCAGAAAAGAUCAACCAUACUGUAAUUGGGAACCUGCCGCCAGGGCAUAGUAGCCCAAGUUCAAGUUUAGAGAGGCAAACACUCAUGUAUACAGUGUGCCAGGUGCGUGUAUGAUCUACAUCUACAGUCUGUACAUUGUGGCUCACAAAGCACUUUUGCUUUAUUCUGUAGAGCAACUCCACUGAACAGCUGACAGCUUAAUGGCAAGUUACAUUGUAUUGAUACUGGGUUCCAAGUUUGAUUUUUGCCACUGACUAAAUUUGUGACUAGGAGGAAGUCACUUUGCCUCUUGGAGCCUCAGUAGUUCUAGCAUCAACAUCCCAGGAUUCUUUCUAACCUUGAUGUUUAACUGAUGGUUACUAUAAUUAGUAAUAAUAGCAACCAUUUAUUGAGCGCUUCUCUGCUAGGAGUCCCUGCGUGGUGCAAAUGGUUAAGUGUUGGCUGCUAACUGAAAGGUUGGCAAUUCAAAUCCACCCAGAGGUUCCUUAGAAGAAAGGCCUGGCAAUCCACUUCCAAACACUCAGCCAUUGAAAACCCAACGGAGCACGGUUCUAUCCUGAAACACAUGGGGUCGCCGUGAGUCAGAAUCAACUUGAUUACAGCUGGUUUGGUGGUUUUGUGUUCUCCCUGUUAAGCUCCUUAUGUACGUUAUCUCAUUCUCUGUAAGGUAGGUGGUAUUAUCCUAAUUUUACAGUUGAGGAAAUUGAGGCGGACAAAAGGUAAGAAACCUUCAGGCCAACUAGCUGGAAGUUGGCAGUGCUGGCAUUCAAACUUGCCAGGUCUGCCUGUCUUAACCACUGCCCUACUCUGCUGUUAACACAUCCAAGUGGCAUCUGGAGAGACUUGGAAUCCUUCCACUGAAAUAUUUAUUGAGCACCUGCUGUGUGCCAGGCAUGUGCUAGGCAUUGGAGAAACAGACCAUUGUCUCUGUCCCCUAGAUGCUUCCAGCAACCUGAAGAGGAGAAAGGAGUAAAAUAAUCUCAGUGGGCUGUGGCAAGUGCUGUCCAGUCAUUGAAGGAUUUAAAGCAGGGGAGUGAUGUGAUCAGAUUUGUAUUGUAGGAUGACAAAGUUGGCAGCCAAGUGGAAGCUGGAUUGGAAAAGGGCCAGGAGAGGGGUUAGUCUGCUGGCAUAAAUUGGAUGAGCCAUGAGGGAGGCCUGAAUCAAUGAAGUGGGAGGAUGCAUAUAAGCAUCAGUGGGGAGGCAGAAUCAACAGGACUUACAGGUCAGGGCAAGAGGAUAAAAGGUUGAUUUGAUGUUUCUGAAUUAGGGUGAAUGGGAAGUAGUGGUACCACUUGCCAAGAUGGAGAGUAUGAUGGGGGAAGAAGAUGAGUUGGAUUUUGAUCAGGUUGACUUUGAGCUGCCUGAAGAUUCCCAAAUGGAGAUGUCCAGUUAGCAGCUGAAUAAACUAGAAUGGAGCUAAGCGAAGCAAAGAGAUCUGGGCCUAGAAACAGGCUUAGGGCCAACAGUGUAGUAAUGGGAUGGAACCCUUGGAUUGGGAUGAGGCCUUUCAGAGAGGGUAUAUAGAGAAGGUCAGGGUCAGAAUCUUGAGAAAUACCAGUACUCACAGGCUGCUGGAGGAAAAAAAGCCAAUGUGAAAAUACAGUGGGUAGCGUCUGACCUCCUCUAACUUCACGAGAGGGAGGAAGACUCACCAUCAGCAUCAACCCAAAGCUGGUUCCUAUGCGGUGGAGGUCAGACAUGCCUCUGCCCUCCAACCUUUUCACCAAUUCUGAUGCCAUCUGUCUCUCCCACUGCACUUUUCUACUGCUGGGUUCGAUA
Trichechus manatus latirostris (Florida manatee) is the source of this 4531-nucleotide messenger RNA. It is a transcript of the gene ISG20L2, whose product is annotated as interferon stimulated exonuclease gene 20 like 2. Bases 117 to 1166 code for a protein of 349 amino acids. Gene Ontology annotation, molecular function: nucleic acid binding; 3'-5'-RNA exonuclease activity. The transcript is spliced from 5 exons. Gene Ontology annotation, cellular component: nucleus. Lineage: Eukaryota; Metazoa; Chordata; Mammalia; Sirenia; Trichechidae. The record is from RefSeq and is a predicted model, not a curated record.